AUGCAUCCAGAUGAUGCCCGUGAAGCUGUUAAACAUGUCGUACAAGGAAUUAUUGUUUCGAAUCAUGGUGGUCAACAAUUGGAUAUAUGUCAAAGUACCAUUGAUGCUUUACCAGAUAUCAUGGAUGCUAUUAUUGGUGAACUUCAUCAAAUCGAUGUUUAUGUUGAUGGUGGUGUACGACGGGGAACAGAUAUUUUGAAUGCUGUGGCAUUGGGUAUAAAAGCAGUGUUUAUUGGAAGAUCAGUGUUAUGGGGUUUAGCAGUAGACGGAAUGCAAGAUGUUCGCAAUGUGUUGGAUAUAUCGAAAAAAUAA
Messenger RNA from Rotaria sp. Silwood2, 312 nucleotides. The record is from the annotation of a GenBank genome assembly. NCBI's taxonomy places the organism in Eukaryota, Metazoa, Rotifera, Eurotatoria, Philodinida, Philodinidae.